AUGGUCCCAGGUGGUGGGCUGGAGGUUGAGAGAUACGAGCUCCCACGGGUUGGAGAGGAUGAGCUGGAUACUGCGGCUGCGUCUCCUGCGGGUAGUUUCUGGAGAACCGCAGCGCCGUUGGUGUUUGAGGAGGCUAUGCGAGCGGCCUCGGACAAGACUUGGAGUUUGGCAGCGAUGCUGUCGACUGUAAGCCUUCAAAUCCGACACGCAGGUAAAGUUGACAUUUGCACCGUGCUCGCCCCCAGAGGUGCCCUUCUGGAUAGCCACCGCCUGCCUAUAGGUCCUAAGAUACGCGACAAUUUGAGCCUGGGAAUUUGA
Molecule: messenger RNA, 318 nt
Organism: Pseudogymnoascus destructans
Lineage: Eukaryota; Fungi; Ascomycota; Leotiomycetes; Thelebolales; Thelebolaceae
Exons: 1
Coding region: 1-318 (105 amino acids)
Source: RefSeq, a predicted model, not a curated record